AUGGCUGGCGAUCUUGUCCUGCUCACUGGUGCCACUGGCAUGAUUGGCUUCAGGACCCUCGUCGAACUCGUCAAGGCUGGCUACAAUGUCCGCGCCGCCGUCCGUACCCAGGCCGGCUUCGAACGCAUCUCGAGCCUCAAGCCUCUUGCGCCUUACCUCUCACAAGUCGAGAGCAUCAUUGUCCCCAACAUCAUUGUUCCAGGUGCCUACGAUGAAGCUGUCAAGGGCGUCAAAUAUGUCGUUCACGUUGCUUCACCCCUAGCCUCCCCGACGGUCGAAGGUGAUGAGGCAUGCCAGGCUGAGAUCAUCCGGCCCGCCGUCCAGGGCACGGUUGGCAUCCUGGAGUCUGCAAUCAAGGUCUCUGGGAUCGAAAAGAUUGUCAUCACCGCAUCUGUCCUUUCCAUUGCCUCUUUCGAGGCCCUGGCCUCGGGAGUCAAGGUCAACGAACAAACCCGUGCCUCCAACACGGAAGGCCCCUUUGCCUCCAGCAUCGCCGCCUAUGUCGCCUCCAAAGCCCUCGCCUUCCAGGCCACGGAAAAGUUCAUCGCCGAGAAGAAGCCCGCCUUCUCCGUCGUCAACAUCCUCCCCGUCUUCGUCAUCGGCCGCGACGACACCGUCACCGACCCCGCCAACAUCUCCAAGGGCACCAACGGCAUCAUCAUGGACCCUCUCCUGGGCGUGCCCCGUGAUCCUCUUCCCGGCGUCGCCGUCCACGUCGACGAUGUUGCAAAGAUGCAUGUCCUUGCCCUGGGGCCGAACGUCAAGGGGAACCAGGACUAUCUCGCUUGUGCUCAUCCCACUGAAUCCAUCGACUGGGCUGAGACUUUUGAGAUUGUGAAGAGGCACUUCCCGGAGGCUUAUGCCGACGGCAUCUUUAAGUUCGAGUCCGUUCCCCGGCCUGUUUCGAUCCCGGUGCAUAUCGAUUCGACAAAGGCUGAGAAGGAGUUUGGCUUUAAGUUCAAGUCUUUUGAAGAGAUGACAGUCUCUGUUGUUGAACACUACCUUGAGCUUAUCGGCCGCAAGUAA
This is a messenger RNA of Trichoderma reesei QM6a, 1026 nucleotides long. RefSeq lists its product as uncharacterized. Gene Ontology annotation, molecular function: oxidoreductase activity, acting on the CH-OH group of donors, NAD or NADP as acceptor. The coding region runs from base 1 to 1026 and encodes 341 amino acids. Lineage: Eukaryota; Fungi; Ascomycota; Sordariomycetes; Hypocreales; Hypocreaceae. The record is from RefSeq and is a predicted model, not a curated record. The transcript is spliced from 3 exons.